UGAAUACAUGAGUGUUUUUUUUUUUUUUACAGUGUUUGAAAAAAGCAGUACUACUCGUCCUCCAGUAACUCCCAGCACAUCUGAUGAUGAUGACGCUGCGGAAGCAGGUCCAUCAAAAGAAGUCUGGAGCAGCAGAAGUGGGACUUCUGUAAGACAUCACCAGAUAAAACCUGUGGCAGCAAAUAAAGCAAGGUCUGAUGUCCAGGGCCAACCACAGCAGGCUACCCCGCCACGAAGAUUAUCGACAGUAUGUUCGGUCCCCCCACUCCAAAUUUUGGACACACCUCCAAGACGUCAUCCACACUCCUCUCAUCUUGAUUCUUCUAGUCCUGGUAACAGCAUCCCUCCACAACAACAGCAACACAGUGACAUGAAGGAGACAAUCAUCUUAGAAAUGCAGCCAUUAAGCCAAGGAAUCAGCCCCCCAGCACCUGUGAGUACACCACCACAGGAAAGCACACCACCACCACAACACAGCCCAACAACACCAGUAACACAAGGCCCUGAUCAGGUGUUUUGGACCAUUUGGGCUAGACAGCAGGCCACUAAUGAAGAUUGCCUGCGUAGGCAGACACAAAUGUUUGCAAGCAUACCAUGUCACCUCAGAAGAAUAACCAGAAACAUGAGUAGACAAAAUGAACAAACAACCAGAAUUGGCAAUACCAUGGAACUCAUGCGUACAGACAUUACACAGGUCAUGGGCAACUUACAGCGCAUAAUGGAAGAACAGCACAGACUAAUGGAAGAAAAGCACAGACAACAGCAAAGUUAUAUGAACAUUUUUCAAAACAAUCAAAAGAUUCAUGAAAGUUUAUUCCGAAUUGUAGACAAUCAAAAUGCUGCUACACGUGAACUCAUUGCCACCCUCACUAACCUGAAUGAAACAUUCAGAUCCAUGCACCAACAGCAAACAAGCAGCAGUUCUGGUACGACUACUCCAAAUAUCACGCCAGUCUCAUCACCACGAAGACGCUCCACCAGAGCACGACAACAUGACAGUGCUAAAGGCAAAGGGCAGGACAAGCAGGCACCCAAAAAAUUUUAACACAAAACAAACGAAUUUUACAUUUCUGAGAAGUAAUUCAAAAUAGUUAGUAAGUGUAUGUUUGGCAAAAUAUAUAUAACACUUAGCUCCUUGACAAUUUAUACAAUAUCAUUAAUUAUAAGUGGUACAAACAACAGCAUAAAAUUUGUACGCACAUUUUUUCUUUACCAUCUUUGUUUUCUUUUGGAGGAGGGAAAUGUUGUUGGAGCUGCACAUACAUGUUAGCAGGAAGUAACCAGACCACUUGAUUUUUUUCUAAUCAUUACUCUUUCUAGAUUCCGAUCAUUCUCCUAUCCUGCACACACAAUCAUUGCCAGGCAGCCACAUACAUGUUAGCAGGAAGUAACCAGACCACUUGAUUUUUUUCUAAUCAUUACUCUUUCUAUAUUCCAAUCAUUCUCCUAUCCUGCACACACAAUCAUUGCCAGGCAGCCACAUACAUGUUAGCAGGAAGUAACCAGACCACUUGAUUUUUUUCUAAUCAUUACUCUUUCUAGAUUCCAACCAUUCUCCUAUCCUGCACACACAAUCAUUGCCAGGCAGCCACGUACAUGUUAGCAGGAAGUAACCAGACCACUUGAUUUUUUUCUAAUCAUUACUCUUUCUAGAUUCCAAUCAUUCUCCUAUCCUGCAGCCAAUCCACAUUAAAAUGUGAUUGUUAACUAUUUUACCUUUCUUCUCUAUACAACAUUACAAGAAUAACACAAUUGAGUUGCGUAAAAAGCUUUUAAUAUGUUGUCAUUGAAUUGAGAUAAUUCAUUGCCAAAAUGAAUGUCAUUAUUGUUGGGCCAUGUUUGUGUGUGUUAAAAAUGAGUAAUAAUGUUAUUACACAUGUUGCAGAAACCAAAAAAUAAUACAUUUUUAACCAAAAAAAUAAUAAUGUGUAUAAUAAUGUAUAUAUGUGACAAACUGUGUAUUUACUUACAAAUCAGCAAGUUUACUGCAGCAAACAUUACGAAAUAAAUUAUUUUGGAUGAGAGUAAGUUUGUGUCCCUAAAAUCUGAUGGAGUAUCACACAUAGGGACACAUGUAUUCCUCAAGGCUAACAUAUUAUAUGUUGAGGACUGUUUAUUUAGAACACAGGUUCUCAAACUCGGCCCU
Molecule: messenger RNA, 2146 nt
Organism: Pseudophryne corroboree (corroboree frog)
Lineage: Eukaryota; Metazoa; Chordata; Amphibia; Anura; Myobatrachidae
Exons: 3
Coding region: 8-1045 (345 amino acids)
Source: RefSeq, a predicted model, not a curated record